This is a messenger RNA of Xiphias gladius (swordfish), 1050 nucleotides long. RefSeq names its product four and a half LIM domains protein 2-like. Gene Ontology annotation, molecular function: transcription coregulator activity. Gene Ontology annotation, cellular component: Z disc; nucleus. Lineage: Eukaryota; Metazoa; Chordata; Actinopteri; Istiophoriformes; Xiphiidae. The coding region runs from base 60 to 938 and encodes 292 amino acids. The transcript is spliced from 6 exons. The record is from RefSeq and is a predicted model, not a curated record.
GAAAAGACAAGUUCCGGGGUGGAUGAAGAACGCCGGGGUCUGAAAGGGAGAACACGGAGAUGAUGGGAAGAGGGCUCAGAACGGAGGCUUUAGGCGACAUGGCUGAGCGCUACGACUGCACGGAGUGUAAGGAGACGCUGUAUGGGCAGAAACACAUCCUAAAGGAGGAAAACCCGUACUGCACCAAGUGCUACGAGGCGCUUUUCUCCCACAACUGUGAAGCGUGCAAGAAGCUCAUUGGCUGCACCAGCAAGGAUCUGUCGUACAAGGACCGCCACUGGCACAGCGAAUGCUUCCUCUGCAUCAAGUGCAGCCGAUCGCUGGUGGACCGACCCUUCGCCACCAAGGAUUCAAUGCUGAUUUGCACCGAGUGCUACAGCAACGAGUACUCUGCCAAGUGCCAUGCGUGCCUGAAGACCAUCAUGCCAGGCUCUAAAAAGAUGGAGCACAAGGGCAACAGUUGGCAUGAGCAUUGUUUCACCUGCAACCGUUGCCAGCAGCCCAUUGGCACCAGGAGCUUCGUCCAGAAGGAAGGCAACAACUACUGCCUGCCCUGCUACGAGAAGCAGUUUGCUCUUCAGUGCGUCAACUGCAAGAAGCCCAUCACCACUGGAGGAGUGAACUACCGCGACCAGCCCUGGCAUAAGGAGUGCUUCGUCUGCAUCGGCUGCAAGCAGCAGUUGGCCGGCCAGCGGUUCACCUCUCGCGACGACUUCGCCUACUGCCUCGACUGCUUCUGCAACCUGUUUGCCAAGAAAUGUGCUUACUGCACCACUCCGAUCAGCGGUCUCGGGGGCAGCAAGUACAUCUCGUUUGAGCAGCGCCAGUGGCACAACAACUGCUUCAACUGCAAAAAGUGCUGCGUGUCUCUGGUCGGCCGAGGCUUCCUGACGUGCAAAGACGACAUCCUCUGCCCCGACUGCGGCAAAGACUUCUGAGUGAUCUCCGAAGCUGAAAAAGAGUUGGUCCAAACUGGCUGCCAAUCGAAGAGCACUGGUAGUAUUCUCCUAACCCGGCCUUUGUUGCAUUAUUUGCAUCAUUUAUUGGUUU